Molecule: messenger RNA, 5721 nt
Organism: Pelmatolapia mariae (spotted tilapia)
Lineage: Eukaryota; Metazoa; Chordata; Actinopteri; Cichliformes; Cichlidae
Gene: slc43a3b
Product: solute carrier family 43 member 3b
Exons: 13
Coding region: 560-2023 (487 amino acids)
Biological process (GO): transmembrane transport
Molecular function (GO): transmembrane transporter activity
Source: RefSeq, a predicted model, not a curated record
GUUUCUCAGCAGCCUGGAGCACCGUGGAGAGUCAUGAGUUACUGCAGCAUCCUUUUUACAGCCUGUCAAAGAGAGAAAACCUAUCACACAUCUUCUUUUUUUCCACAUGCACCAGCUGUGACAAAGAGGGUUCCACACGGCACUCACUCACGUUUUUUGUUUUUUUUUUCCCCUCCCCUGUCUGAGUCACAUGAUCUUUUGGCUAAACUGUCUUAGCCUCCCAGCAUCCACAUCUGUACUUUCUCCCACAGUGUAUGUGGCUCUGCUAUUUGGCCGGCUAUACGUGCGCAAGUGUUUGUUUUCUUUAGCCACUAGCACCGCGAAGACUAUUUUCUCUCCUAUAGAGCAGAGGGGAGAAAAAAACGGUGGGAGGGAACUGAUGAGGAAGAAGAAGGAAGAGCUGUUCUAUAUAAAGCAAGCGCGAGGGGCUCAAGCUUGUGGUUUAAGAGCAUUUGUGGAGACGCUUGGAGGCUGAACUCAGGUGCUGUGAGUGAAGCCCACUCUGAAUGUGUACAAGUUCGUGACGUACUUGCGAGUGUGAGCCUGAGCCUGUGCGACCAUGCCAGGGUCUGGGAGCGGUUUAUCGGUGCAGCGCUGCCUCACCUUCACCACAGGUCUGGUGGAGUGCCUGUGUUUCGCUGGAGCCGUGUUUGGUUGGGCUUCUCUUGUGUUUGUCCUCAAGGAAGAAGGGUACUUCAGCUCUCUGUGUGUCAACGGCACAGGAGUCAAUGGAACACAUGUUUUAGAUUGCACCGAACAGGAUGAACAGUUCUCGCUUAUUUUCACCAUUGCUUCUUUUAUGAACAACUUUCUGACGCUGCCGAAUGGUUUCCUUUUUGACCGGUUUGGUACUACAGUGACUCGGCUCUACGGAAUAUUUCUUUACACCAUAGGUACGGUGAUGGUGGCCUUUUCUACUUCAGUUCUGGCCAUCCUGCUCUUCCCAGCUCUCUCCCUCCUGGCUGUGGGUGGCAUCUUAUUUCUGAUGACCAACAUGCAGGUAGGAAACCUGUUUGGCUCACAUCGCUCCACCAUCAUCACUCUUUAUAACGGGGCCUUUGAUUCUUCCUCAGCACUCUUCCUCGUCAUCAAGCUGUUGCAUGAACGUGGCAUCGCUCUUCGCUCCUCCUUCCUGUUUCUGUCCGCCUGCAGCGUCGUUCACCUGCUCAGGACUUUCUUCUUGCUGCCUCGGAAAACGAUUCCAUACCCGCUGCCGGAUAACUACACAUACGGGAUAACCUGUGGUAAAUCGGACAAUCGGAUUAGUGAGGUGGCGGAAAACAGAGAUGCACAGAAGGUAGAGGAAGUGCCGCUCAACAAGGAUGCAUCUGCAAAGCAAGAGAAGAGUUUCCGUGACUGUUUGCUGUCCAGGUUCUUCAUGUGGCAUCUGCUUUGGCUGUCAGUGAUGCAGCUCAGGCAUUACCUGUUCAUUGGCACCCUAAACCCUAUGCUGCAGAGGCUCACAGCUGGAGAGUCCUCACUGGUGAGUCAGUACACCAAUGCCUUUGCGAUCACCCAGCUAUGUGGCGUGCUGUGUGCUCCCUGGAACGGCCUCAUUAUGGACAGACACAAGGGCAAACCACGAGCUGAAGGGGAGAGCGAGCAGGAGGUGGACCUGCGGGCAACGGUGCUUUCUCUCUUCCUGACGGCCCUGCAGUGCCUGUUGUUUUCCAUUUGUGCCUCUACCCCAUACCUGCCUCUUCAGUACCUCACCUUCGUCCUGCAGGUGCUCAACCGCUCCUUCCUCUAUGGCGGCAACGCAGCCUUCAUCAGUGUGGCUUUCCCAUCCUGCCACUUUGGGAAGCUGUAUGGUCUGGUCAUGGCUCUGUCUGCGGUGUUUUCGCUGCUGCAGUAUCCCUGCUUUGCUCUGGUUAAAGUCUUGGAUGGGGAUCCGUUAUAUGUGAACAUUGGUCUGACAUUACUCAGCCUGCUGGCCUUCAUCCACCCCCUCUCAGUCUACCUGCACUGUCGAAGCGUUUCCUCCCAGCGGGUCAAGAAUAAAGCCAUGACGCAGUCUUCUUAAAGUCUGUACAGUGACUCAUUCUUAUAAGUUUACUACCAGUGAGAAUUACCUCUUCAACUUCUUAAAGUGCUAUUUCCACAUUCCUGACAGGAAGUAUUUGUAGUUUGCUCUUCAGGCUCUGUACUGAAAUAAUGAUAGAAGCUGAUUUUUUAAAACUGCAAAUGGUCUUUUUCUUUGAGGAUCACCAAAGUUUGCAUCUUAUAUUAGUGAGAUCUCCUCUUGAUCAAUGACUGUGCUUAUAUAAUUAUAUGGGGCUUUACUUUCACCGCGCUAAUAAUCUGCUUGUCUGCAUUUUGGUGCUAUUGCCUGUUUUUCCUUUGCAGACGUUCCUUUUAAUAAUUUCCCCAGCUACUGAUUUGUCCAAAUUAAUUGUAGUUUUUUUUUCACACUCACAUGAUUCUCACUUUAUAUUAACACACACCUCCACACCAGUGCAAAUAUAGCUGUAGACCAGCACUGAAUCAGCAACCAAACCUUACACGUCAUCUGUCAAACACAGUUCUUUGAAUAUUCAUAAAAAUCAUCUCAAAUGUACUUAAAACAAAACUGCUGCUCGCCCCGUUUUAUUGAAGUUUGCAUUGUUUUGCUUUAGAUUGAAUCUACUGAAAGACAGAGCCUGAAGAACAACAACAAGCAUUCAGAUACUAACUUUAUUGGCUGUUGUUUUUUUCUUUUUUUUAACGUACCAUAAGUUGGCUGUAAAUGCAUUUCAGAUUGUAAAGUGUGCAUUCGCAAAGCUUUGUGCAUGUCCAAUGCAAAAAUGACUGUAUCUGUCAUAGAAAAGAUUCUGCUCUGCAGCUUUUUAACUCUUUUGCAAUUUCAGAGUUUAAGCAGGCUCUGAGCUGCUGUCUCUGAAGCAUGUAAACAAACCGAUGGUGCUAAUGUGUGCUUUUCUCUAACCCUGCUUUACCGUCCAUUUCUGUAAUCAUGCUGGCUGCCCUAAUAAUAUAUGUGCAAAACUAUGACAUGUCUUGUUUCUUGUUUUAAUGCACUUUUAUUAUUACGUCUUUUUUUUUUCUAAUUUUCAAACAAUUGCUAGAUUGUUGGCAAGAUUACUGAAGGUAUGCAUGGAUUUGCAUAAAAACUCGAACUAAAUGAAGUUACAAAGUUUUCUAUAAAGUUACUAUAACAGUAAGGAUUCCAUGAAAUUGGGGGAGAUUAUACUUUUGCAAGUGCACAUCAAAUUGAAACAAGGUGAAACAUAAUUUUUAUUUUCCCGAGCAAAUAUGAAGGUAACCUAGGUCCAGAUGAAGUCUUGGAUCCAGGGGCUCUGUUCACACAUUGUAUGGAGGGAAUUCCAGCCUUGGCAGAGAAAUGCUUAUAACAAAUACACUGCAUUUGUUUGUUUGUUUUUUUUGUUUGUUUUUUUAAAUAUAUUGUGUCAUUGCUCCAGUGCGAACAUCUUCAACUUCUCUCUCUCCUAUACAUGUUUUUACCUCUAAAGAGUAAAGGACCAACAGUGUUGGCUAUAGUGACCACAUAAGGGACAUUUGGGAACAAAAGCAAUAAUUUUAAGCUCGUUCUUGGCCUUGAGCUAUUUAUUUAAGGAAUGUCUUGACAGUACGUCAAUAACUUGGUUGAUGAGGGAAGUGGAGAGUAUAAAAACUUUGCCAUCUGCUGGCUUCAGUGCACAUGGUACAAACUGCACUGACAUCAUGACAAUAAUCAACAGUAAGGGAUGCUUGUUUGCGUCCAGCAUGUGAAUUCUCAGGUGUUCAGUGUGGAGGAGCGUGGUUUCUUUUUUUUCUUUUCUUUUUUUUAAAUGUACUGUACCUGGUAAUGUUGACAUGCGAAGGAUGUUAAAGGGAAUGUCUCCUAUAGUGUUUGUUUCAAACUCUAAGUAUUUUUCUGAAGUGCCAAGUGUUAAGAGGUAGUAAUAAUAUUGAAAUUUGCAUGUAAACAGUACUGUGCCAAAGUAUUUACCCAUCGCUCGUUUCUUUAUAUUUUGCAAGCUCUUCUUUCAAUGUCUGCUGCCUUUUGCUCCAUUCUCUGUCAAGAUGAUCCCACACUGCUUCAUAGUGAGGUCCAGGCUUGGGAAGGUCAAUGACUGAUAGUGCUCAACUGUGCGUUUUGUUUUUUCGCUUUAUCAGGUAUGCUUUUACUGCACUGCCAGUGUGCUUGGAUUCUUUGUUUGGCUGAAAAACGAAGCUGUUGACAAGAAGAUGUUUUCCAGACAUAUCGCACGUAGGAAUAAAAUAGAUUUACAUUUUUCUAUGUUCAAAAUUUCACAAAUCAUGACAACACUUCACCAUGCCGCGAUGUGCCAAGUUUUUACCUAGUAACGCUAGGGUUUCCUUGUUGGUGCAAAUUACUUUUUAAUUUUUUUUUAUAAAUAUACCUUAUCAAACCAUUUUCUUGGGCAUUUUAUUUGUAGGUUAGACUGCUCAAAGCCACCUUAAAAAAAAAUAAAAGAUCUGAGCUCUUGGAAGCAAAAUCUAAAGAAACUACUCUAGUCUUUGCACUGUCUUGACCUACAAACUUCUUUUUUCAGCAACAAAAUGAUACAAGUCUUUUGAUAUUAUCUAUAGUGUAUCAAAGGGAAUUCAUAUUAGCCUUGAAUGCAGUUUCAGUUUUUAACUGUGGUGAAACUGUUAUAUCCUCAUGUGCAGGUGCCAAAGAUAUAGAAAGUGCAAUUAUGAUAUAAAGAAACCUAUGAGACAUGUCCAGUAUAUGUAUAUUUUACAUGCACAUAUCCAAUACUAUAUUUCAAUAAAUGUGAAAAUUAGUGGCUUUUUGUCCUUUAUUGAAUGUUUUGUCUGUUGCUUGAAUACUUGACCAAAUGAUGUAUUAUUACAACAGGUUUCUAAAGGUAUUUUGUGUGUGUGGGUGUGUGCGCACGCAUUUUAUAUAAUUAUACAUUAUUUAGGAUGUAAAGCAACAAAUAAACCAUUAGAUAUAUUAAAUGAAUAAUUGAAGACCAUCACUGAAGAUAAUUGGCACGUGCUCAACCAGGUUUGGUUUAUUUAUGGUGAUGAAGACUGUGCCAUUGUGUGACCUUAGUCUUUUUUUUUUUAGUUUGAAAAACUAAACAUGCUGCCAUCAUUGUGGGUGUGUUAUAUAGGAGAAAGGACCAUCUACCAGGAUAGGAGGCUUCUGUUCCACAUAUUUUUCUCUUUUAAUUUGACAGAUGUCGCGUGCUCCCCAUCUCUAUGGCACUGUAAGGCUAACGAGGUGGAAUUGCCAUGUGUAAAAACAUGAAGUGUUGAGGCUUUUCACAUGCGAUGGCUCUGUGGUUGCCUGACAGCAAAAGGGUCAUUAUGUGUUUCAGCUUCAAAGCAUGCUACCUUAAUUCACUUGUCACUGCUGUGCACUUGAGGAAAGAGAGCUGCAAAGUUGCUGCUCUGUUUAUAAAACUCAUGAUGCAUUAAUCAGCUUUAUAAACUGAAUAUUAGAUGUUCAGUUUGCUGCUGCAGAAUUAAAGACUAACAUUGGGAAAUCAAUCAAUCUCAAGACUACACACCUGGAAAGAAUGCUGUUAGUCCAAACAGAAAACAAGUGAAGGGUUUUAACAUGAAAUGAGACAGAUUCUUACAGUAUAUAGUAACCAUUUGUACAUAGUAUAGGAUUUUGGCUUUUUGUGCACAUUUUUCAUUUAUUUUUUUUCCAUUUUUAUUUUUAAAUCUCUAAUUCACUUUUUCUUCCUGUCCAUGUGCUGCUGUAUGUAACAAGUGAAUUUCCCAGUUUGAGAUUAAAUAAAA